Alnus glutinosa is the source of this 939-nucleotide messenger RNA. RefSeq names its product zinc finger BED domain-containing protein RICESLEEPER 2-like. Gene Ontology annotation, molecular function: protein dimerization activity; DNA binding. Bases 1 to 939 code for a protein of 312 amino acids. NCBI's taxonomy places the organism in Eukaryota, Viridiplantae, Streptophyta, Magnoliopsida, Fagales, Betulaceae. The record is from RefSeq and is a predicted model, not a curated record. The transcript has a single exon.
AUGUUAGUAGCUGCACUUGAGUUUAAAGAGGUCUUUCCUAGAUAUAAAGACACGGACCAAAGUUUUCAGUGGGUGCUGACAGUUGACGAUUGGGUUAAAGUGAAAAAUGUGUGUCAACUCCUAGCAAUCUUCAACAAUGUAAUGAAAAUUGGAUCAAGGAGCAACUAUCCAACUAUCAAUUUAUUCAUUUUUGAAGCGUGUAUGAUAAAAGAAAUCUUGGCUGAGAUGUGUUGGGAUCAGAAUGAGUGCAUCAAAUCUAUGGCACUUGAAAUGAAUGCUAGGUUUGAGAAAUAUUGGGGAGAAUGUAACUUGUUGAUGUCAAUUGCUGUUGUGUUGGACCCAAGUUAUAAGAUGAUGCUGAUAUGUUUUUGUUUCCCUUUGAUCUAUCAAGAGCUGGAAGCUACUACGAAUAUUGAAUAUGUCCUUACAGUUAUGCAUGAGUUAUAUAAUGAGUAUGUUAAGGAACAUAAUUCAAGUGUUAUGGAACAAAAUGUACAAGGCGAUGCUAGAGAAAGCUCUUCUAGUAGUUGUUCUAGUAAUGCAUUUAGGAGGAAUGUCCAGAGUGGUAAUGCAAUGUUUCAGUCAUUCCUCGAAAGUGUUGAUACAUCACAACCGGUUAAAUCAUAUUUGCAAAGAUAUUUGGAGGAGGGUGUAUAUAUAUGUGACAGGGGUUCAGAUGCGGAAUUUAAUGCCUUGGAUUGGUGGAAAGCAAAUGCCCACAAGUUUUGCAUCUUGUCUAAAUUGGCUCGAGAUAUAUUGUCAAUACCAAUUACCACUGUGAGUUCGGAGUACAUAUUUAGUGCUGGUGGAAGGGUUAUUGAUCCGUAUCGAGUUUCGUUGUCACUAGAAAUAGUGCAAAUGUUAGUAUGCGGGGCUGAUUGGGUCAAAGUACAAUAUGGCAGUGAGAACAAAUCUACUGUAACUGUUACUUUUGUCUAG